Molecule: messenger RNA, 243 nt
Organism: Dentiscutata erythropus
Lineage: Eukaryota; Fungi; Glomeromycota; Glomeromycetes; Diversisporales; Gigasporaceae
Source: the annotation of a GenBank genome assembly
AUGUCUGAAGAUUAUAAAAAAGCUUUUGAGGUUCUUCAAAAAAUUCAAAAUGAAGGUGAUAAUCUGACUAAAAGUAAAAUCAAAAAUAAAUUAGGAAGACGCUUACUUGGCAGUUAUGGAUGCAAGCAAAAUAUUAAUGAAGCACGAAAAUUGAUUGAAGAAGCAUCCAAUCUUGGUCAUACUCAUGCUAGAGUUUGGUUUAAUAAAUAUCGUUUAAUUAAUGAUUUUGGUGCAAACAUUUGA